Molecule: messenger RNA, 1908 nt
Organism: Nestor notabilis (Kea)
Lineage: Eukaryota; Metazoa; Chordata; Aves; Psittaciformes; Psittacidae
Gene: NTN4
Product: netrin 4
Exons: 10
Coding region: 1-1908 (635 amino acids)
Biological process (GO): basement membrane assembly; cell migration; substrate adhesion-dependent cell spreading
Cellular component (GO): laminin trimer
Molecular function (GO): protein binding
Source: RefSeq, a predicted model, not a curated record
AUGCAGCAUAAAGGCAUCAUGCUGAUUGUGUUCUUGGAAUAUUUUGUAUCUGGCCAUGGGGAAGCAGACCCCACCAGGCUCCGAGCCUUCCGCUGCAAUGGCCGCUCCUGCAACCCUCCGGUGGGAAACCUGGCAACAGGGAGGACACCAGUCACCCUCACCACGUGUGGCCAGAACAGCACAGAGCUCUACUGCUUCUACCCAGACCAGAAUCUCCUCCAUCGGGUCUCCCACGGCUGUGGGCAGCCUCGCUGCACCAAGUGCAACGCCAACCAGCCUGAUAACUCCCAUCUCCCGGCUGACAUGACGGACGAUUUCUUCGCAAACCCCAUCUCCUGGUGGCAGUCUGCCCAAGGGGUACACAGGGAAGAAAUCAGACUGGACUUUGAAACAGAAUUCUACCUGACCCAUGUCAUCGCUGUGUUCAAGUCACCUCGCCCAGCUGCGAUGGUGCUGGAAAGAUCCCAGGACUAUGGGCAGACUUGGAGGCCCUACAAGUAUUUCUCUGUCAACUGUACAGCGACUUUUGGGCUCCAGGAUGAUCUCAUUGAGGAGGGCUCCAUGUGCACAUCCAGGUAUUCAGAUGCAAUGCCCUGCACCAGAGGAGAGGUGAUCUAUCGUGCCUUAAGUCCGGCUAACAAGAUUGAAGACCCCUACAGUCCUGAGGCUCAAGAUCUCCUGAAACUCACCAACCUCCGCCUCCUUCUGUUGAAAAGACAGGAAUGUCCCUGCCAUGGUUUGGGAUUGGUGGAGAAACCCCAGAGAUUUGCCCACUAUGCUAUUUAUGACCUGAUCAUCCGGGGAAGCUGCUUCUGCAAUGGGCAUGCAGAGGAAUGUGAGGUUGCCAACAGGACAGGAGUCAUGGAGAAUGUGGUUCAUGGGAAGUGUGUGUGUAGACACAACACUGCAGGAGACCACUGUGAGAAAUGUGCACCGCUGUACAAUGACCAGCCUUGGAAGCCGGGAGAUGGAAAAACAGGGGAACCAAAUGAAUGCAGAAAGUGUCGCUGUCACAACCAUGCUGACAGCUGCCACUUUGACCUGAGCGUGUGGCUGGCAUCAGGGAAGCGCAGUGGUGGGGUCUGUGACAACUGCAAGCACAACACAGAGGGACACCGGUGCCAAAGGUGCAAACCGGGGUAUUACCGCGACAGAGGGAAGCCCAUGUCUUCUGCAGAGGUCUGCAAACCCUGUGCCUGCCAGCCCAUGGGUUCAGCCAACGCGACCUUCAAAAGAUGCCACCCCAAGACAGGGUUCUGCUACUGCAAACCAGGCGUGGCGGGUCCCAGCUGCGACAGGUGCCUCGUGGGCUACUGGGGCUUUGGAGAACACGGCUGCCGCCCUUGCGACUGCGCCAGCGACUGCGACCAGCACACCGGGACCUGCUUCAACGGCUAUGACAAUGAGCCAUUCUUCAACAUCCCCAUCGGGGGCCGAAUCCCCGACCUUGUGCAAACACCAGCCAACGAGAGCGAGGAGGAGUGGAAAUGGAAUGACCACGAGCAGGGAUUUUCUGCACUGAGGCACCCAGAAAAGUGUGUUUGCAAAGAAAAGGUGCUUGGAAGCGUCUCUGACUUCUGCCAAAUGAAAUACGCUUAUGUGAUAAAAGCAAGAAUCCUGUCAGCUCAUGACAAAGGGACCCAUGCAGAAGUUGUUGUGAAGGUGAAGAAGGUCCUGAAAUCAGGCAAAGUGAAAAUCGCUCGGAGCAACAGAAGCAUCUACCCAGAAUCCUGGACCAACAGGGGAUGUACAUGUCCCAUUCUCAACCCUGGUACUGACUAUCUGAUAGCAGGCCAGGAGGACUCUAGGACCAGCAAACUCCUUGUGAACAUGAACAGCCUGGUGAAACCCUGGAAAGCGUAUUUGGGAAAACAAGUAUCAGAUAUUCUUCGAACUGGAUGCAAAUAA